Molecule: messenger RNA, 1380 nt
Organism: Suillus clintonianus
Lineage: Eukaryota; Fungi; Basidiomycota; Agaricomycetes; Boletales; Suillaceae
Product: uracil-DNA glycosylase-like protein
Exons: 8
Coding region: 83-1204 (373 amino acids)
Biological process (GO): base-excision repair, AP site formation via deaminated base removal; base-excision repair
Cellular component (GO): mitochondrion; nucleus
Molecular function (GO): uracil DNA N-glycosylase activity
Source: RefSeq, a predicted model, not a curated record
UGGACCCUCUAGGGUCCAGGUCGCGUCCGCUUGCUGGACUAGAUACUCGCGUUUUUCCUCUCUUUUAUUGUCUCUCGGUAUCAUGUCCGAUGAACAACACGUCGUCUAUCUAGAAGAUGUCGAAACAGCAGCGCUGUCGACUUCUAACGCGAAAAACACCUCCGAAACACCUAGUUCGUCACAAGAUGGCUCAGUCAAGGCCACAGAGACACCGACGCAGGCAACAGCCACGCUAAAAAGACAGCGCACCCUCAUGGAUAUGUUAUCUGGACCCCAGAAUCGCAAAAGCGCGGAGCCAGCGGCCAAGAAGCCAAAGCUGGGCGCCUCGUCGUCAGGCCCUGGCUCUGCUAAAAUUGCGGUCGUCGGAGUUCAGCGCUUGAAUGCGAUACCUUUCUCUCUGUCUCAAUACAUCGAAUCAAUUCCGGAAGAUCACAAGCAUUUGCUAAAGCUAGAAUCCGAAUGCAUGGGCAAGAGUUGGUUGAAACUUCUAAAGGAAGAGAUCAAAAAGCCGUAUUUUAUCACGCUGAAGAAGUUCCUGUGGGAGCAAGGGGUACAUGGCCCUGACGAUAGUGCUAAAUCUCUCAAAGUAUACCCUUCACCAAAAAAUAUUUAUGCGUGGUCCAAUACGCCCCUCGGAAAGGUGAAGGUCGUAAUCAUUGGCCAGGACCCCUACCACGGUCCGAAUCAAGCUCAUGGCCUCUGUUUCUCCGUCCCCAAGGGCGUCACUGUGCCGCCUUCUUUGAAAAACAUCUAUGCUGAGAUUAAUGCCGAGUACCCCGAAUUCGAACCUCCUAAGCAUGGUAACCUCACAGCAUGGGCUGAAAAUGGUGUCCUCAUGUUAAACACCUGUCUCACUGUGAUGGCAAGCAAAGCAGGGUCCCAUUCUGGCCAGGGCUGGGAAGUAUUUACUGACAAAGUUGUGGAUGUGGUUGACAAGUAUGGCGGUGCCAAUCUUUCGUCCGGCGGUGAUUCCGACAUGAACGGGAUUGGGCGUGGAGUAGUAUUCUUGGCUUGGGGGGCAUGGGCCGCAAAGCGUGUGGCUAAACUCAACAAGACCAAACACUUGAUCCUUACUAGUCCCCACCCUUCGCCCUUCAGUGCUCACAAGGGCUUUCUGGGCAACGGUCAUUUUAAGGCCGCGAAUGACUGGCUCGAGAAGAAGUAUGGACCUCAAGGCAGAGUCGAUUGGUGCAACCUGGAUUAAUUCAACUAAUUAGCGCAUGUAAAGGAUACGAUACGACCGUUGUUAAUAUAUACCUACAGGAUACUGCCUGUGCACAUUUUAUACACUGCGAAAUUUUUGCUAGUGGGUCUAGAUCCUUUGACGCUCAAGACCAACUGUAAAAGGUGAGCCCCGACGAUAUAGCGGGAGAAUUUAGG